GAAAUCAAAUUUUUUUUAAGUUUAUUUCAAAAAAAUAAGCAGCAUUAGCAAUAUUGAUAUAAUUGUUCUAAAUUUUAGCUUUUUGAGUGUUAGCACCGACACCCCUUACAAAUGUUACACAGUGGACGUGAGAAAAUGGGAGGAGACCACCGUCAAUGAUGAGUGACAGCUACGUUACCUACCUGCCAUUCAUGUUGCUUGUUAUGUGUGUUAUAAAGUCGUGUGUAAUAUUUUUGGUAUGAGUUACCCCCAUUUUCUUGCAUAACAAUUUUUGAGAAGAACACCGAAAUAGUAUUUUUGACAAUAUAAAUUUUUGUCAAUAUAGUUAGACGUUUGAUUAUUUAGUAUUUUGCACAUAACUGUAAGAUGAUAUAAACCAACUAAUGAAAAGUGGGAUGGUCGCGGCUUAUUUACGACAUGAAGGCUCGUCAUAAUAGGAGCGAUUGUUACCUGUCAAUCACACUCCCGGUGGCGGGAUGUUUGGAUGGAGGGUUUUACUUUUCACAGCGAAUUGAAGUGGAAGGAAAAUGCCUUGCAGCAUGACUUAUGCUGGAGAAGGAUGCCUGUGAUCAGUUAGCAGAUGUCCAUGGCCGGUCAUUUCAGCCAUGCAUGGGAGAGAAAAAUAGUGUAAUUUCAAAUAUAAAAAAAUUGUACAAUAAGUUUAUUUUCCAGUUAUGGAAGAUAAUAUAGAAAGAAAAUGCAGCAAAUGAAGUCAUUUCCUGAAAUAAUACUCUACACAAUUGUGGAAGAACAAUUAAUGGUCACAGAUAAAGGACAUUUUUUACAGUUCAUUCAGCAAGCUACGGAUUUAUCCUCUACCAAUUCUGCAUGCUAUAUAAGUGUGUCUGCCAACUGAGUCAAGCUCAGUGAUACAUGCGAGUGAGUGUUGGCGACAACUGCGAUCCUGAUGAAGAUAUCACUGUUCGGCUGGCAAGAAAGGCUUCUCUGCAGAAGAGACGAAGGUGCAAGACAGCAUCAGCGAUGCUGUGUGCUAGAAGAUGGGUGUGUAAUGCAAGACAGCAGCAUCAUGGUGACGCCGGGAUAUGAGCCAGCAGACACAGGAGGGGGCGUGGCCAUGACCACUGGUUCCAGAGUUCCCGGCUCUGGUUUUGGCCAGCCGGACCAGGCUCAGUUUGAAGCUGACAAAAGAUCUGUUUAUAAGCAUCCUUUGUUUCCUCUUCUAGCAUUGUUAUUUGAGAGAUGUGAACAAGCAACUCAAUCGGCAGAAUGUCCGAACUCCGAGAGCUUCAACAUAGAUAUCCAGGCCUUCGUGCAACACCAAGAACGAGAUAGAAAGCCAUUUUUACUCAACGACCCAGAAGUAGAUGGCUUAAUGAUCAAAGCAAUACAAGUUUUAAGAAUACACCUGCUUGAACUUGAAAAAGUGCAAGAAUUGUGCAAAGACUUUUGCAACCGUUACAUCACGUGUCUCAAGGGCAAGAUGCAAAGUGAGAACUUGUUACGCUCCGACUACAGUAACUAUGAGAAUAACAACAACAACCACCAUCAUCAUCACAACCAGUCCAACAACUGCCACUCGAGCAACAGCAACAGUCCUGCCGAGGGUUCGCAUUACGCUACGUCACCACAUUCGCUACAGGUGCUGUCCUGUGCAGGCGGUGUUGGCACGCAACAUGGCCAGGGAACUUUGUUAGUGCAAACGCCUAGUGCUGCCACUGCAGUCACCGACCAAGUGGCCUACCAGAUGGUGCAGACUCCUCAGGGCCUGUUGGCCACGCCUGUUCACCUGGCCUCGACACAGUCGUCUGAUGUCGCUCGACCAGCGUCUCCCGGCAUCGUGCACGGCAGCACUCCGCUGUCGCAAAUCGGAGCCAACCCUUGCCCUCCUCCGUCUGAGUCCACGUCUUCAAUACUUCAUAAUCAACUGUCUCCUGCCCCGACCACGCCUGGCUCAUUGGAUGAUGAUGAUGAAUUCUUGCGAGAUAAGAAGAAGCAGAAACGUGGUGUUCUUCCAAAACUUGCAACAAGUGUGAUGCGAUCAUGGCUUUUCCAACAUCUGGUGCAUCCCUACCCCACUGAGGAUGAGAAGCGCCAGAUUGCAUCCCAGACCAAUCUCACGCUUUUGCAAGUUAACAACUGGUUCAUCAAUGCCAGGCGACGCAUUUUGCAACCCAUGCUAGACGCAUCGAACCCUGCAACUGAACAGCCGGGAAACAACCAGCACAGCAAAAACAGCAGCGGGAAGAAAAGUAAAAGUCCAGGAACGGGGAGUAGCAAACAAGCAGCACAGCGGUUCUGGCCUGAGAACAUUGCAUCUCUGCAGCCUCAACUAAGUUUGUCGGAGUCAAACGGAACACAUGGUACGCACACUGAUUCUUCAUUGCUGAGCUCUGAAGAUAGUGAUGGCAGCAGUCAGGAAGAUGAGUUUGAGGAUGAUGAACGGUCCGGAGGCGGAAGUAUAAAAUUAGAGGGAAGUUCAGACUCUGAGCUCUCUCAGCAAUGACCCAUUUAUUCUUCUGCAACAUUGUGUGUUGGAAUUUAAAUUUUCAAAGCACGGUGUUACAUGAAAUAAAUGAAUUUUUUAUAAUCACUUGGUAAAUGGCAAGUCAAUUAGUGCAGCGUAUUUACUAAAAACAUAUAUGUACAUGUUUAACAGCAUUUUGAAGAGUGCUAUUGUUAUGUUGUUUUGUCUUCAUUGUGUAUUUAUUACAAAAGAUUUUCUUGUUAGUGUUGUGAUUCUGUCUGUAGUGUUAUUUUUCACUUACAGCUAGCAUUGCAUAGGCGAUAACAUACAUAAUGUGGAAAGUUGCAUUUUGUAUGUAGUAGGUGUUAAUAUAGCAUCUGUAGCAGAAUUGCUAUGAAGCAUCCAUCCCUUCGUGUUAAAAAGUAAUUUUGUACUAUCGAUUACCAUGUGUAUCAUAUGUCAUAUUUAUAUUCCAGAUGUUUCAUUGUUAUUUACAAUGGUAUACUACUAAUAACUGUGUAUUGAGUGUGUUACCACCGGAAUAAUAUGAUGAAGGAAUACAACGUAAAUCUGUUUUGUUUGAAGUAGUAAUGUACUAGCAAACAUUACAGAAUAUUCAUAGUGUUAUAUAAAUUACUCUGUAACAUAACUGUUGAGAAACAUAAACUGAAUAUGAAUACGUAAUUAAGUUUUAUAACAAGUCACGAAAUGACUAAGCCAUCAGUUAAAAUAAUACUCUUGGUAAUAUGUUAAAUGCAUUGAAGUAGAAUCACGUGAAUUCUAAGAUUAUGAUCUGCCAUGGUGCAUAGGAUAAAGUGCAUCUGUUCUUGUUCAUCUUGUCAUGUAGAGACUAGCUAGCUCAUGUAAUGUUUUCAGUAACAAAUUUUAACUAGUUCAGAACCCCUGGUCAGGAAUUAAGCAGGGCCUAUGUAAAAAUAGUGUAGAAAUCACGUUCAUUUAGUUGACAGUGUUUGGAAAAUAAGUGUUGGUAACAGUUUUAAAUUGUUUUUACUGGUUCUGCAUGAUUUUUAUCUCAAAUAAUUUUUGUGGUUUUACAUAAUAGUAUUGUAAAUUAUUCAUAAAAAGUGGUUAGAAAAUGUGAAUUUUCUAAUAAUUUCAGAUCAUGCUUUUUAUUCGGUGUAGAGAGAUAUUUUUUUUCAUGCCAAAUUUGUUACUAAAAGACUAUAUGAUUUAUUUUAUAAAUUGUACUAAGUGAAAAGUAAUUUAAAUCAAACCACAAUAUUUUGUUUUCACACUUGUAAGCUUUAUAGACACACUUCUAAACUGCCAAUACCUACAAGAAUACUCACGUAAGGUAAUAUGAAAAUAUUUUUUUAAUAUAUUUUAUGAUCCACUACAUUCCUUUAGUUCACUCAUGAGUCAUGACAUUUCUGACUAUGGCAGAAUAAUGUUUGAAAUAUUUUUGUACUCUAAUUAGCUCAUUGUACAUAUUAUGCUAAUUUUUGAAAAGUGUAGCUGUCAUUGUUAUUUAACAUUUUUUUUUCUAUGAACAGAUGUCUGGGUCAGGCAAUCAUAAACUGGUAACUAAAUACAUUUGUGCAUUUACCUUGUAUGUGUCCUUGGGCACGCUCCUUACAGUACUGUUUGUUCACCAAAAACCAGUCGGGGUGGAUGACACUCUGAUGCUUUUUCUAAUGGAUUUUCAUGUAGAUUUUGUCAGCUUAUUUUUGGUAAAUUAAAUUUUUUAAGCAUUAUGA
Molecule: messenger RNA, 4143 nt
Organism: Bacillus rossius redtenbacheri
Lineage: Eukaryota; Metazoa; Arthropoda; Insecta; Phasmatodea; Bacillidae
Product: homeobox protein Meis3-like
Exons: 11
Coding region: 908-2464 (518 amino acids)
Biological process (GO): regulation of transcription by RNA polymerase II
Molecular function (GO): RNA polymerase II cis-regulatory region sequence-specific DNA binding
Source: RefSeq, a predicted model, not a curated record